AUGGCCGAAUCAGCGUCCCCGAUUGGUAUCGCCAAUCUCCCCAACCAACGUCACAAGAUCGUCGCCAAGCGCGGUGCCGCCUUCACCAUAAUGGUUGCUGGCGAGUCGGGCCUGGGAAAGACGACCUUCAUCAACACUCUUUUCUCCACCACCAUCAAGAACUACGCCGACCACAAGCGCCGCCACGCCAAGCAGGUCGACAAGACCGUCGAGAUCGAAAUCACCAAGGCUGAGCUGGAGGAGAAGUUCUUCAAGGUCCGCCUCACCGUCAUCGAUACCCCUGGCUUUGGCGACUACGUCAACAACCGCGACUCAUGGCAACCCAUUAUCGAGUUCCUCGACGACCAGCACGAGUCGUACAUGCUCCAGGAGCAGCAGCCGAAGCGUACCGAGAAGAUCGAUCUGCGUGUCCACUCCUGCUUGUACUUUAUCCGCCCCACGGGCCACACUCUCAAGCCUCUCGACAUUGAGGUCAUGAAGCGUCUCUGCACCCGUGUCAACCUUAUCCCGGUUGUCGCCAAGGCCGACACGCUCAGCCCCAUCGAUCUGGCCAAGUUCAAGGCUAGGGUUCGCGCCGUCAUCGAGGCCCAGGGCAUCAAGAUCUACCAGCCCCCGCUUGAGGAGGAUGACGAGGCCGGUCUCCAGCACGCCCGCAGCCUGAUUUCCGCCAUGCCUUUCUCCGUCAUUGGCUCGGAGAAGGAUGUCCAGACCAACGACGGCCGCACCGUCAAGGGUCGCCAGUACGCCUGGGGUGUUGCCGAGGUCGAGAACGAGGAGCACUGCGAUUUCAAGAAGCUGCGCGCCAUUCUUAUCCGCACUCACAUGCUUGACCUUAUCCACACCACCGAGGAGACGCACUACGAGGCCUACCGCGCGCAGCAGAUGGAGACGAGGAAGUUUGGCGAGGCGCGUCCGCGGAAGCUGGACAACCCCAAGUUCAAGGAAGAGGAAGAGGCGCUGCGCAAGCGCUUCACGGAGCAGGUCAAGGUCGAGGAACAGCGUUUCCGCCAGUGGGAGCAGAAGCUCAUCUCGGAGCGCGACCGCCUCAACAAGGACCUGGAGCAGAGCCACGCCCUCAUCAAGCAGCUCGAAGGCGAGGUCGAGCAGAUGCAGGGCAGCGUCACGCGCUCGCACGGCCGCCGUUGA
This is a messenger RNA of Aplosporella prunicola CBS 121167, 1146 nucleotides long. RefSeq lists its product as uncharacterized. Lineage: Eukaryota; Fungi; Ascomycota; Dothideomycetes; Botryosphaeriales; Aplosporellaceae. The transcript is spliced from 6 exons. Gene Ontology annotation, cellular component: septin ring; microtubule cytoskeleton; cell division site. Gene Ontology annotation, biological process: cytoskeleton-dependent cytokinesis. The record is from RefSeq and is a predicted model, not a curated record. Gene Ontology annotation, molecular function: GTPase activity; GTP binding; molecular adaptor activity. The coding region runs from base 1 to 1146 and encodes 381 amino acids.